AGACGUACUCAUACAACGACGCACGAACUUCGUCGACCCUUCUCCCCGGUGCACAUCACAGUCUCCGCAGCAACACCGAUGGCAACGGCCAAUGUCCAGCAGCAGCCACAGCCGCAGGUGGUAGCGGCGGUUGGCCGAAAGGUGGUGGACGAGGUUUCCGGCUGGCUGCGCGUGCUGGAGGACGGCAGCGUGGACCGCACGUGGACCGGCCCGCGCGAGGCCCUCCCGCUGAUGGAGCCGGUGGCGCCGUACGCGGUGCCGCGAGACGGGCACACGCUCCACGACCUGCCCGGGGAGCCGAACCUACGCGUGUACCUCCCCGAGGCGAACGUGGAGGCCGGCGGCGCGCGCCUGCCCGUCAUCCUGCAGCUCCACGGCGGGGGCUUCUGCAUCUCCCACCCGUCCUGGCUCAUGUACCACCACUUCUACGCGCGCCUCGCGUGCGCCGUCCCCGCCGUGGUGGUCGCCGUCGAGCUGCCGCUCGCGCCCGAGCGGCGCCUGCCCGCGCACAUCGACGCCGGCGUCGCCGCGCUCCGCAGGCUCCGCUCCGUCGCGCUGGCCGAGGACGACGGCGCCCUCGACGACCCGGCGGCCGCGCUCCUCCGCGAGGCCGCCGACGUGUCCCGGGUGUUCCUCGUCGGGGACAGCUCGGGCGGCAACCUCGUCCACCUCGUGGCGGCCCGCGUGGCGAGGGAGGCGGACGCGGGCAGCUGGGCCCCCCUCCGCGUCGCCGGCGGCGUCCCCAUUCACCCGGGGUUCGUGCGCGCCACCCGGAGCCGGUCGGAGCUGGAGACGAAGGCGGACUCGGUGUUCUUCACGCUGGACAUGCUGGACAAGUUCCUUGCCUUGGCGCUGCCGGAGGGCGCCACCAAGGACCACCCCUUCACCUGCCCCAUGGGCCCGCAGGCGCCGCCGCUGGAGUCCGUGCACCUGCCGCCGCUGCUUGUGUCCGUGGCCGAGAACGACCUCAUCCGCGACACUAACCUCGAGUACUGCAACGCGCUGCGCGCCGCUGGCAAGGAGGUGGAGGUGCUCAUCAACCACGGCAUGAGCCACUCCUUCUACCUUAACAAGUACGCCGUCGACAUGGACUCAACCACCGGGGAACGAGCCCGAGAGCUCAUCGAUGCCAUCAAGAGCUUCAUCUCACGCCAUUGAAUAAGGACGUAUUAUUCCGCACGUACGUGCGGGAUACUGAUCAUAUGUGCUACGUGAUACGUGAGCUGCUUGGAAUCACCAAAUUUGUUCCGGUAUAUAAAUGCUAUCAACUUCAGUUAUGUGUGGUGAUAUACCUACAUACAACCACUGGAUGGCUCCACAUGCUGUAGCAUAUAGUGAUGCAUUUCCGAAUUUCAUUCAAAACUAAAGGUCGUUACCCA
Molecule: messenger RNA, 1379 nt
Organism: Zea mays
Lineage: Eukaryota; Viridiplantae; Streptophyta; Magnoliopsida; Poales; Poaceae
Product: hsr203J
Exons: 1
Coding region: 79-1158 (359 amino acids)
Molecular function (GO): hydrolase activity
Source: RefSeq, marked validated